Molecule: messenger RNA, 1134 nt
Organism: Trichoderma virens Gv29-8
Lineage: Eukaryota; Fungi; Ascomycota; Sordariomycetes; Hypocreales; Hypocreaceae
Exons: 2
Coding region: 439-1134 (231 amino acids)
Source: RefSeq, a predicted model, not a curated record
CAACACGCCUUCUCCAGCCGGUCCCCUUUCUUACACGGCGUUUAACUUUCACUUUACGUCAAUGGCCUGCUAGAUGCUGGCUUAGGCCCCUGAGCAAUCUGCCUUCCAUUGUUAGAUCCAAGCCACUCUUUCUUGGAUUUGGAUUAGCACUUACGAGUACCUGUACUCCAUACUGCGUACUUUUUGUUCAUGCCACCAUCACAUAACCACCUAGAAUCCCACGCGCACACACUCCGUAUACACGUAUAGUUUUACCACCUGUUCUAUCCUGCAGCUCGUGUGGGCUACGCUGGUGGAGACCCCCGAGGCUCACUCGUUCGACCUCAGUUCUAGAAAUCUUUCGUCCUGCUUGCAUCUCAGACCCGUCCCACGCUGCUGGGCUGAAUCAAACCGCUUUCCUCGACCGCCCUGCGCAAUCGCCACGGCUCGGCCCGGGCCAUGGAUUCAUACGAUGACGACAUCCAGCGGCAGCAAUACCAUCCUUCGCACUCGAUCCCCGAUGCUGCUUAUCCAGACGACUCGCCGUUCCGGCACCAGCAGCUCCAGGCCUCCUACGGCGCUGGAAGCUUUGGCGCGAGCCCUUCGCAUCCCUCGCAUGGAAUGACGCCUCUACCUUCACAUGUAGGGAGCCAGCCUGGAUACCAGUCUCAGCACCAGCAUCAGCACCAGCCUCAGAACCAGGGAGCUUGGCAGCCCUACGAUAUCCCCAGCAGCCCUCCUCCUCCCUAUGACCCGAGUCAGGCUCCAAGCGCAUACCAGUACACACAAAUCGAUGCAACAAUUCCCACCAAUCCGGCUACACGUCCAAAUGCGCGCAUCGACGUACAUGUUCAGACGGGGGGCAUCGAGAUGAUGCCGCUACAAGGCGCGACAACGGCCAUGUCUCCUCAACUAGCACCCUUGGCACCGGGAGCCUCGACCUCUGCGUUGACGCAGGCUAGCAAUGCUGUCGAAGACCCCUAUAAGCUGGACGCGGCAGCUGCGGAGCGCCGGCGCAAGCAGAGACGCCUUAAGAUUUGCAUCAUUCUCUUGGCUGUGGUGUUUAUGUUUUGUGGCGCGUUGAUCAUCGGGGUGGCUUUGGGCGUUGUCAAAGGGGCGCUCAACAAACCGCCUGAUCAUGGACCUGGGUUUUGA